Messenger RNA from Colletotrichum scovillei, 4646 nucleotides. RefSeq names its product potassium/sodium efflux P-type ATPase. NCBI's taxonomy places the organism in Eukaryota, Fungi, Ascomycota, Sordariomycetes, Glomerellales, Glomerellaceae. The record is from RefSeq and is a predicted model, not a curated record. The transcript is spliced from 3 exons. Gene Ontology annotation, molecular function: ATP binding; P-type calcium transporter activity; ATP hydrolysis activity. Gene Ontology annotation, biological process: intracellular calcium ion homeostasis; calcium ion transmembrane transport. Gene Ontology annotation, cellular component: plasma membrane. The coding region runs from base 1089 to 4199 and encodes 1036 amino acids.
GCUUCCUACCUUAUCGUUACGCCUUUCCCGUUUAUCGUUUCUUCUGUCAAGCACAACCUUGACGUCUCAUCUACCGUGUACAGCUGCAAGCCGCAAAAAAGUCAAGACUCAAAACACACACCCAUCUUGGACACGUCUACUGCGUAACCUUGUCACCUAUUCACUCCCCCGAUUUGCCAAGCUUCCCGCCCACUUUGUCACUCAAUAUCCAGCAUAUCUUCGAUCAAGGUAUAUCGCAAAGUACCUUACCUACUUUAUGUAGGUACCUGGCCCAAAGUGCCUAUCUCUCUACAAGGCACACCCCGCAGCUUUUGUUGAUACCAGGUAACAGAAGAUACCUCACAUCCAAUCCACCCUCCCCAAAGCCCUCCAUGCAAGUCCUCCUCCCACACUCUGCUCAACUGUUGCAUUCCUUCGUGCCGUCACUAACACUUGUGGCCCUACUUUAGCUCAUGACGGACACGAUACGAAUACCUGACUGGCCCCAUCUCCCCAGACAAAGUCCAAGACAGGAAGUCGCCCAACGGAUGCGUUUCGGUCCUCACUUCUUCGGCCCAUCCACUCGUCGUCCCGUUCGGUCGGAGCUAUUUUCCCACCACCGUUCCGCGCCCGCGUUGCAUCCCUCCACUCCUCCCACCCCAGUCCUCGGACAGUCAACGGGGGUCGCUUGGUAAGAGGUACCUCGCCCUCUCUCUCUCUCUCUCUCUCAGUCUCAGUCCCCAGGUCUCUCUCGUUCGUCCGUUGCGGAGAUACGUCCAGAUCUUCCAGUAUCCCAUCCAGUAUCCAUCCAUCCUCCUCCAGGCUUGGUCGUCUUUCCGGUACAUACAUCCACGCUCCCCUCCCUUGGCACGCAUUCCACCCGCCACAAAAGUAUAACUUAACGCUGCCUCCUAGCACACACCUCUUUAACCCUUCCCUCUUCUUUUUCCCUUCUCUUCUUCAUCACCACCCCCAAGCUCUAAGCUUGCCCGUUCUCUAUUAACAGACUUCUUUCCAGAUCGAUAUCUGCAGGGCUUUACCGAAAGCACCAACACACACCACCCAAACCCCCCAAGCGCGCGUUUUAAGCCGUUACCUACCGAUAUCCGAUGGGAGAACCCGAAGCCGUCAGGCAUGGUGAACACAACACAGCUGCCGCGGAAGUGAAUCCCGAGCAGGACGAGCCGCCGUCUAUACCGCGGCCCCCGCCCAUUCCCAACCCGGUCCCUCAGCGACCUGCCCAUUCGGUUCCUGUCACGGACAUAGGUCUCCUCUGGCAAACCGACCUUGAAAAUGGUCUCUCAAAGGCCGAUGCUGCCGCCCGUCUUGAACGGGACGGGCCUAAUCGUAUCGAGGGCGCAAAGGGCCUAUCCGUUUGGGAGAUUGUCAUGAGACAAAUCUCCAACAGUCUGACCUUGGUUCUUGUCAUUGUCAUGAUUCUGUCCUUUGCUAUCCAAGAUUACAUUGAAGGAGGUGUCAUCACCGCCGUUAUCCUUCUUAACAUCGUCGUGGGCUUUGUCCAGGACUACAAUGCCGAACAGACUAUCCAGAGUUUGUACGCGCUGUCCGCCCCGACGUGCAAGGUCGUCCGCGACGGAAUCGCGGAGACCAUCAAAGCCGAGACUCUGGUCAAGGGUGACCUUGUCAUGAUCGCCGUCGGCGAUGUCGUCCCAGCCGACCUUCGUCUCCUCGAGGGAAUUAACCUCUCCAUUGACGAGGCCCUACUCACCGGCGAGUCCCUGCCCAUCAGCAAGCACCCUGAGGCACUCUUCGAGGAGGCUGAUAUUCCCCUCGGCGACCGCAUCAACAUGGUGUACUCGGCUACCACCGUCACUCGAGGACGCGCUCGCGGUAUCGUCACCACCACUGGUAUGGAAACCGAGGUGGGCAAGAUCGCCAUGAUGCUUCGCACUACUCGUAAGAGAGACGAGAAUGCCUCACUCCCCGCCCGCGCUCUCGCGCGUUUCAAGGCUGCCAUGAAGAGCAUCCUUGGUCUCGAGGGCACUCCGCUUCAGGUCAAGCUUAGCAAGUUUGCUCUUCUGUUGUUCGGUCUGGCUAUCCUUCUGGCCAUCAUUGUCUUCGCGGUCAGCAAGUUCGACAUUGAUGACCAGGUUCUCAUUUACGGUAUCUGCGUCGGUGUCGCCGUCAUUCCCGAGUCCCUUAUCGCCGUCCUCACCAUCACUAUGGCUGUUGGUACCAAAGCAAUGGCGUCUGGAAACGUCAUUGUUCGCAAGCUCUCCUCUCUCGAAGCCGUUGGUGGUGUCACCAACAUCUGCUCCGACAAGACAGGUACGCUCACGCAGGGACGAAUGAUUACCAGGAAGAUCUGGCUGGCCGAAGAUAUGACCGCCAUUAUAGAGGGCACUACCGACCCCUACGACCCGACCAGCGGCAAAGUGCGCUGGCCUGGAUCGACCGCAUCAAGCUCGGGCUCUAGUGGAGCGUCGACUCCGACGGUUGAGAAGUCUGACGAUACUAUCAUCUCUUCAUCCUUUGGUGCCUUCCUCAAGGCUAUUGCCCUGUGCAACAACUCCGCUGUUACCGAUGGCAAGGCCUCGACCGAUACUGAGUCUAUGACCACCGCUACUGAGGUGCCGGUUUCAUGGACCGCCAUUGGCGAGCCCACCGAGAUUGCCCUUCAGGUCUUUGCUAUGCGAUAUGGAAAGGGAAAGACAGACCUCAUCUCGUCCGAAAAGACCAAGAUGUUGUACGAGUUCCCUUUUGACUCCACCUGCAAGCUCAUGAGUGUCGUUUACGAGUUCCCUGGCGCUCCCCGCCAGGUCUUUACCAAGGGUGCCGUCGAAGUCAUGGUUGAGAGAUUGGCCGAGUCGGACGACGUCAAGCAGAGGAUCGCGGCCAAGGCUGACGAGCUGGCCUCAGAGGGUCUCAGAGUCCUCUGCGUUGCUCAACGAUUCCUCGAAGACGCUGACAACGCUAGCGAGAGAAACGUAACGGAGUGCAAGCUCCGUUUCCUCGGUCUUGCUGGCCUGUACGACCCCCCUCGUGUCGAGACUCUCGGAGCCGUCAAGAAGUGCAACACGGCUGGUAUCUCAGUCCACAUGGUUACUGGAGAUCACAUUAAGACUGCUACUGCCAUUGCUCAUGAGGUCGGUAUCCUGCGUGGCGGCGAGCCGUCUACUGCAGUCAUGGCCGCUGGACAAUUCGACGCCAUGACCGACGCCGAAGUUGACGCUCUCGAAGCCCUCCCUCUUGUGGUUGCUCGAUGCAGUCCUAUGACCAAGGUCAGAAUGCUCGAGGCCAUGCAUCGUCGCAAGGCCUACUGCAUCAUGACUGGUGACGGUGUCAACGAUUCCCCUGCUCUCAAGAAAGCCGAUGUUGGUAUUGCCAUGGGCAAGAGAGGCAGUGACGUUUCCAAAGAGGCAGCGGACAUGGUUCUUACUGAUGACAACUUUGCUUCCAUCGUUACCGCCAUUAAGGAAGGUCGCCGCUUGUUUGACAACAUCCAGAAGUUUUUGCUUCAUCUCUUGAUAUCAAACAUCUCCCAGGUCAUUCUUCUCCUUAUUGGUCUCUCUUUCAAGGACAGAAGUGGCACCUCCAUAUUCCCUCUAUCUCCUUUGGAGAUUCUGUGGGUCAACCUUAUUACUUCCUCCUUCCUGGCUAUCGGUCUUGGUCUGGAGGAGGCUCAACCCGAUAUCCUCCUGCGUGCACCUCACAGUCUUCGCGUUGGCGUCUUCACUUGGGACUUGAUCCGCGACAAGAUGAUUUACGGUUUCUUUAUGGGCUCGCUCUGCUUGGCCGCGUUUACUUCCGUUGCGUACGGACCAGGCGCGGGCGAUCUCGGCAGCCACUGCAACGACGGCUGGAACGAAACCUGUGACGUCGUCUUCAGGGCCCGGUCCACCGUUUACGCCACCUUGAGCUUCCUGCUCUUGGUCACUGCCUGGGAGGUCAAGCACUUCCAGCGCAGCUUGUUCAACAUGAACCCUGAGUUGUGGACCGGCCCAACGGCUGUGUUCAAGACCAUCUUCAAGAACCGAUUCUUAUUCUGGGCCGUCGCCGGCGGCUUCAUCAUGACUUUCCCCGUCAUCUAUCUACCUGUCGUCAACCGCGCUGUCUUCAAGCACGGCAUGAUUACCUGGGAGUGGGGCAUUGUUGUUGCCUGCCUGGUCGUCUACAUUGCUCUCAUUGAAACCUGGAAGGCUGUAAAGCGUCACAUGGGUCUCGGCAUGAUUGCACGCAGUCCCGAAGGACAGGUCUAGUCCGCGCGCUAGAUUGACGAUGAUUCUGCUGCAAUGCAGAUGCCUCUGCGCAGGCUGUAGUCAGAUGAAUGGGGAGUUCCCUGGUAAUCGGCGCCUCGGUGCGGAGUAUUGGCGGGAUUGAUAUCGGAUCCAACAUCGGUAACGGAGAUUAGGCAGAAUGGGGCUAUUCAACAUGAGUCUGGCAGGCUUUCGGGCUUUGGUGAUACGUUUGCUUUCGUCACACUCUUUUAGUAUCUUUUCUAUCAGGCUUUGGCUGUUCAGAAUUUGCUCCGGCCCCAACUUGCCACACAAUAAAAUGAACUCGAUGUUUCGAGCUCAACCCACAGUAUAAAUGUUUCCUUGCGCACUAAUGUGCUGACGUGCAAAUGGACCCUUGAUUCUCUAUCUACUUUUCGACAGCACCUACUUCCCCCCUCUCCUGCUCAACCUUCUUCUUAUACUCAACCC